AGCCCUUUUUGGAAUGUGUGCUCCAGAUACGCUACCUUCUUCCCCAAAGCAGACGUUUUAUUUAAAAUAAAGCUGCUUGUUUGGCACUUCUGGGCAAUCAUUUUUGAAGAACCACAGCCAUGAGUGGCUUUGGAGCCCUACUUGGAAGAAACCAGUUCAUCCUUCUGGUGCUUUUUCUUUUGCAAAUUCAGAGUCUGGGUCUGGACAUGGAGAGUCGUCCUACCACUGAAGUCUGUGCCACACACACUAUAGCACCAGGACCCAAAGGAGAUGAUGGCGAAAAGGGAGAUCCAGGAGAGGAGGGGAAACAUGGCAAAGUGGGACGCAUGGGCCCGAAAGGAAUUAAGGGGGAGCUGGGUGAUGCAGGAGACCAGGGCAACAUUGGCAAGACCGGGCCCAUUGGCAAGAAGGGUGACAAAGGGGAAAAGGGUUUGCCAGGGAUCCCAGGAGGAAAAGGCAAAGCAGGCACUGUCUGUGAUUGUGGAAGAUACCGGAAAGUUGUUGGACAACUGGAUAUUAGUGUUGCUCGCCUCAAGACAUCUAUGAAGUUUGUCAAGAAUGUCAUCGCAGGGAUUAGGGAAACUGAGGAGAAAUUCUACUACAUCGUGCAGGAGGAGAAGAACUAUAGGGAAUCCCUGACCCACUGCCGGAUCCGGGGUGGAAUGCUGGCCAUGCCAAAGGACGAAGCUGCCAACACCCUCAUUGCCGACUAUGUCGCCAAGAGUGGCUUCUUCCGGGUGUUCAUCGGGGUGAACGACCUUGAGAAGGAGGGACAGUAUGUGUUCACAGACAACACUCCACUGCAGAACUACAGCAACUGGAGAGAGGGGGAGCCCAGUGACCCCUAUGGUCAUGAGGACUGUGUGGAAAUGCUGAGUUCAGGCAGAUGGAAUGACACAGAGUGCCAUCUUACCAUGUACUUUGUCUGUGAGUUUGUCAAGAAGAAAAAGUAACUUCCCUCGUGCUACACAUUUGUUCUUUCUCUGCGACUACCAUUGCAGUUAUUUUUAUCCAUCCUUUUCUUUCUAAUUAUGCCAAAUUCAUUCUGACUCAAAACAAGUGGAAAAUGCUGAACUGAGGUUUGGAAUCUCCAUUGCUGUCGUCUUCUCUGAUGAUCUUGAACAUUGCCAUACACGGUAUAUUAUUGAGUCAGUAGCUCACCGAGUUACAUGGAUCCUGAGAGAGAGUUUGAAUUACUAGUUGUGCAGAAUGUGGCUAUCCAUGUGUCAGAUGAAGUGUUCUCUUGGCAUUUGCUCUGCUGUCUCUCCUUAGGUUCCUAAACCACUGUCCAUUUAACCCAGUGGAUAAUUGGACAGCUGGUUGGUGACGAUUAGGCUAACUUACCCUUGCUCAAAGCCAGAUGCAUGGGAAGGCCUUCUGCUAGGGGUGCAGAGAUGUUAUCUGUCUUUGAAGCCGAGAUCCCCUAUUCUUUUAGUGGUCACCCACCAUGCCUGUAGCCACACUUGCAAGGUCCUCUUGUUUGCUCAGACAUAAGAUUAUUUUCUUUUUUUUUUA
This is a messenger RNA of Lynx canadensis (Canada lynx), 1515 nucleotides long. It is a transcript of the gene COLEC10, whose product is annotated as collectin subfamily member 10. The transcript has 6 exons. The record is from RefSeq and is a predicted model, not a curated record. Bases 120 to 953 code for a protein of 277 amino acids. NCBI's taxonomy places the organism in Eukaryota, Metazoa, Chordata, Mammalia, Carnivora, Felidae.